This is a messenger RNA of Amphimedon queenslandica, 4019 nucleotides long. RefSeq names its product structural maintenance of chromosomes protein 1A-like. Gene Ontology annotation, molecular function: protein binding; DNA binding; ATP hydrolysis activity. Gene Ontology annotation, cellular component: chromosome; cohesin complex; nucleus. Gene Ontology annotation, biological process: sister chromatid cohesion. The record is from RefSeq and is a predicted model, not a curated record. The transcript is spliced from 40 exons. The coding region runs from base 78 to 3839 and encodes 1253 amino acids. Lineage: Eukaryota; Metazoa; Porifera; Demospongiae; Haplosclerida; Niphatidae.
CCUAAAAGAAGUCAUUACGGUAUUAAAUCCCGCCAAUCCGCCAUUUUGAAGCAGGUGUAGUGCUCGAGGAGGUCGUCAUGUCUGGGAGACUGGAGAGACUAGAGCUGGAUAACUUCAAGUCUUACAAAGGACACCAGAUCAUUGGACCCUUCAUGAAGUUCACAGCAAUCAUUGGACCCAAUGGAGCUGGUAAAUCCAAUUUAAUGGAUGCCAUUAGCUUUGUAUUGGGAGAACAGACGAGGAACCUCAGAGUCCGCAGCCUAAAGGAGUUGAUUCAUGGAGCUCCCAUUGGUAAGCCAGUCUCCUCCACUGCGAGGGUAGUUGCUGUAUAUGUUGAUAGUAAUGGAGAGGAGACCAGCUACAGCAGGACUAUCGUGGAGCACAAGACUGGAGGAGAGAAGAGUGAUUGGAAGUCAGUGUACAGGAUUAAUGAUAAGACUAAGAGUGCUUCAGAGUACAUGAACGCAUUGGAAGAAAUCGGAAUUUAUAUAAAGGCUAGAAACUUCCUCGUGUUUCAGGGUGCUGUUGAGUCUAUUGCAAUGAAAACUCCAAAGGAACGAACUCAAUUAUUUGAAGAGAUCAGUGGUUCAAAGGAAUACGCUGCAGAAUAUGAAGAGAAGAAGGCAGCAAUGAUGAAAGCACAGGAGGAGACACAGACCAGCUACCAGAAGAAGAAGGGUAUAUCACAAGAGAAGAAGGAGGCACGAGUUGAGAAAGAAGAAGCCGAGAAAUAUCAAAAACUAUUGGAAGAACUAGGAGAGGCACAAGUGAAGGAGCAGUUGUUUAAACUGUAUCACAAUGAAACUGACAUUGAUACACUAGCCACUGACACCAGGAGCAAACACAAGGAACUGGAGAGAGCUGUAAGGAAGAGAGAGUCUCUGGAGGAACAGGUUAAGACUAAGAGACAAGAAGGGGCUCGUUAUACAAGAGAAAUGAACACCAAAGAGAAGAAGAUCAGAGACAAGGAAAUGGAACUGGCAACAAAGAAACCGGCUUUCAUCAAAGCAAAGGAGAGAAAGUCACACGUUAACAAGAGACUGGAGGCACAAAAGAAGACAUUGACUAAAGCAAAGGAAAAGCAUACAGAACACAAAGAUAAAGUUGAGUCCAUCAGUAGGGAGUUACGAGAGGUGAAAGAAGCAGCUGCUUUGUUUGAGAGAGAAGUGAUAGAACAGGAGGGAGAGGAGGAGCACCAGUUGCUGGAGAGUCAAUUAACUGAAUAUCAUAAACUGAAGGAAACUGCUGGCAUGCAGUCAGCCUCACUGGCACAACAACUGGAGAGGGUUAAGCAUGAGCAACGUGUUGAUGAGGAGGAGUUGGAUCAGUGUCACACUAAAGAGGAGGAGCUACAGAACCAGCUCAACCAGUUACAAGAACAACACAACCAGCAUCUUAACAGACUAGAGAGACUCGACCAAUAUAUAAAUACUGCUAGUUCUGAAUUGGAGAAGUUCAAGGCUGAUCAUUCCAAGUUAUCCAGUGAGAUAGCUCAGGCUGAGAUGAAGUCAAGGGACAUUAAUGAAGCAUUAGGAUCCAUCCAUGAUAAACUGAGGGACGCUAGGGUUGACCAUCAUGAGAGCAGCAGGUCCCUCCGUAAGCAGGAACUGCUAGAGAACCUUAAGAGACUCUACUCCGGAGUGUAUGGCCGCCUGUUUGACCUCUGUGAGCCCGUCCACAGGAGGUACAGGAUAGCCAUCACUAAGAUACUGGGGAGGAACAUGGAUGCCAUCAUAGUGGACUCUGAGAGGACUGGGAAGGACUGUAUCCAGUAUAUAAAGGAACAGCAUGGGGACCCUUGUACGUUCCUUCCACUGGAUACCAUUGAAGUGAAACCAAUUAAUGAGUCAUACAGGAGGUUGGGAGGUACUUGUAAGUUGGUGUUUGAUGUGAUUCGGUUUGACCCUCCGGUCAUUAAGAAUGCCCUCCAGUUCAGUUGUGGUAAUGCUAUAGUCUGUGAUGAUAUGGAGGAGGCUAGGAGAGUGGCCUUUGGAUCAGCUGAGAGGAAGAAAACGGUAUCUCUUGAUGGGACAUUGUUUCAGAAGUCUGGAAUAAUAUCAGGAGGAGCUAGUAAUGUGAAGGCUAAAGCUAAGAGAUGGGAUGAAAAGCACAUUGAUAAGCUGAGGACACAGAAGGAUAGGUACAUGUCAGAACUACAAGAGCUGAACAGCAUCAGAAGGAAAUCAAGUGAACUGCAGCAGAUUGACUCAGAAAUGAAGGGACUGGAGACCAGACUCAAAUACUCCAAGACUGACAGAGACAACACACAUAAUAACACACUGGGGCGGGUGGAGAGGGACAUGGAGAGAAUUAAUGAAGAAAAAAUGAGAAUUGAACCAAAGAAGGCCAAGAUCCAAAGGUCAAUGGAGAAGAGAAGAAAAGAACUUCAGAAACUUGAAAAUAAAAUUAAUAAAGUGGAGGAUGAGAUAUUUAGAGACUUCUGUAGAUCCAUUGGAGUUGAUAAUAUAAGACAAUAUGAAGAGAAGCAGCUCAAAGCUCAGCAGUUGAGGUCUCAGAAAUCGUUAGAAUUCUCCAACCAAAUAUCACGUCUUGAGAACCAGCUCCUCUAUGAGAAGAACAGGGACACUAAAGCUAAUGUGAAGAAGUUGAAUAUCAGUAUCAGGAAUGAUGAGGAGGCCAUUAAUGAAAUAGAAACUGAAGAACAACAACUACUGGAAGUUAUUGAGGAUAUUGAGGGUAGAAUUAAUGAACUGAAAGAAGAAAAGAAGAAAAUACAAAAUAAAUAUGAUGAUCAGGACAUUGAGGUCAAGCAGUUGCGUAAAAUGUUGGGGGAAGCAGUGAAAGAAGUGGGAAUAUUACAAAAGAAGAUAACCAACCUGGAAACUGAAAUGGAUCAAAAGAAAUCAGAAAGACACUCAAUAUUGAAGAUGUGUAAAAUCAAUACAAUAUUAAUACCAAUGAGUGAUGGAACCAUGGACGACAUUGAAGAUAUUGAAGGGGGCAGCAGUCAAUCUACUGGUACUAUGAUGGAAGUGGACAGCACAUCAACCCAGGGGGCAAGGCUACUGUAUGAGAAAGAGUCAAGAAUUGUAAUUGACUACUCACUGCUGGACAGAAAAUAUACCAAUGUGACAGAUCCCCAAGAGAUGAAGGGGUUCAUUCAGGAGUUACAUUCUCAAGUCCUUCAUCUUGAAGGAGUCAUCCAUCGUAUCACCACUCCUAACUUCAAGGCUGGGGACAAAUUAGGAGACGUUGAGUCCAGACUUCAAGAGACAGCAGCAGUUUUUGAGCAAUCAAGACUACUGGCUAAGAAGACAAAGACAGAGUUUGCACGAAUUAAGAAGAAAAGGUAUGACGAGUUCACUAGAGCAUUUGAUCACGUAUCUUCAGUUAUCGAUAAUGUCUAUAAGAAACUGUGUAACAAUACCAGUGCUCAAGCGUUCCUUGGUGUUGAUAAUUCAGAGGAACCUUAUCUUGAUGGAAUCAGUUAUAACUGCAUUGCUCCUAGUAAAAGGUAUCGUCCAAUGGAUAAUCUCUCGGGUGGUGAGAAGACAUUAGCUGCUCUAGCGCUACUCUUCUCCAUACACAGUUUCCAACCAGCUCCAUUCUUUGUAUUGGAUGAAAUAGAUGCUGCUUUGGAUAACACUAACAUUGGAAGAGUGGCUAAUCAUAUAACAGAGGAGACCAACAGCAACAGGUUCCAGUGCAUAGUGAUAUCAUUGAAGGAAGAGCUGUAUGGUCACUGUGAAUCAGUGAUUGGUAUAUACAGUGAGCCGGGGGGUGAGUGCACCAUCAGUCACACUGUCACUUUGGAUCUCACUCAGUUCCCUACUGGAGGAAGAGGGCAAUCAUCAUCUUUUAUAAACUCCACCCACUAGACUUUUAAUUAGGGUUUAAGUGACGAAUCUUAACAUUAGUUACCAUAUUCCAAGCCACACCUAUAUCAAAACCACACCAUCAUAAUUACGGAGAUUUCUGAUUGAUUUAAAACUACUACACACACUACCACUAAUACUUGAUAAAAAGAUAAUUAGUUAGUUAUUCAUUAUUAUUAUUAU